Messenger RNA from Lutzomyia longipalpis, 3529 nucleotides. RefSeq lists its product as uncharacterized. Lineage: Eukaryota; Metazoa; Arthropoda; Insecta; Diptera; Psychodidae. The record is from RefSeq and is a predicted model, not a curated record. Bases 494 to 3133 code for a protein of 879 amino acids. The transcript is spliced from 4 exons.
CCGGCUGACACAGAGUCAGUGGUUUUUACGGGUCAGGAAAAAGUUUCAAGAUAUUAGUCGGAAAAUAAUCUUGAAAUUACUUUUGCACAUGAGAAAUACCUAUAUCAAUAAGAUUUUCACACUUCGCGUCAACAAACCUAGUGGCAAAUAGGCGAAGCUCAGAGUGAGCUCACACAUACAUUUGCACCCAAGUAAAAACCGACUCUUUCGAUAACGCGAAUGUGAAUAGUUUUAAUACUCAGAGGCUACAGCGUCGGUAUCCUAUGAAAUCAAAGAGAUUUUUCAAAAACUAGUCUUGAAAAAGUAACAAAACUAGUUUUAGGUACGAGUAUUGCUUAUUUUUUUACUAUUUUAUUACAUCGCGUAAAUAAAAAUUGAACUUCUUUUUGCCGCCAAUAGUGUCUCUGCACUUUGUCACUUGACAGUUGUUUUGUGGAUUGUUGUGAACGAUUGUGAAAGAAGUUGUUUUAAGAGAGUUCAAAAGCAAGAAGAAAUGUAUUCCAGGAGGACAAUAAGUAAGUUUUCUAAACGACAUUACUAUAGAAUCCUCCACCAGCACCGGCUGGAGGUGGAAGAAGAGAGCGCAAAGAUUUCCCCAGUACAAAUGCGCCCAACGCCUCCAACUCCGGAGGAGCCUCCAUCUUCUGACAUUUGGUUUCCGGAGGAAUGCGUAGCUGAGGGGGGGUGUAUCCAGGGAAUGGAUGUUGGGCAUGAAUUGAAUUCAGCAACACUCAUGGAUGAUCUUAGGCUUCUUAUAGUUGAGUUCAAUCCGUGUCGACGAUUCGUCACGUGCCUAUUGAAGGUGCUGAAGAAACACGUCGACGAGGAGAUCUUCACGGAUAAGAGAACACUCCUUCAAACACCCCGCCUUACCAGACCCCCAAAACCAAUUGAUCCUGGUCACUAUAUUCAUAUAGGGAUUGAAGAGGCCCUAAAAGGUUUUCCGGACAAAAACUUUUUCCAGAAUGUUGAAACUCUUGAGGUAAAUAUUGGAAUAGACGGGUGUCCUUUGGCAAAAAGUGGGCUUACGAUGUGGCCAAUUUUGGGCGCCUUCCCCGGAAAAUCUUUCUCUCCAUUUCUAAUAGGAAUAUACGCAGGUAUUGGCGAUCCCUCAGAUGUACAGUUGUUUUUGGAAGAUUUGGUUGAAGAUAUUAAAUCGCUGGAAGGCAAUGGGAUCGCGAUCGAUGAUGGUGAAUUGCCGACAAGGAAGCCUUUCAGGGUGAAGGCAUUUAUUGUAGAUUCUAAAGCAAGAUCUUUUUUGACGGGUGUCAUAGGACAUACGGGACAUUUGGGUUGUGGAAGAUGUUACAAGAGGGCGAAGACAAUUAACGGAAGAGUAACAUUCCCCGUCACCUCUGGGAUCUUAAAGACAGAUGAGUCUUUCGGUGAAAGGAGAGAUGAUUGCCACAAAUUCCCCUAUCCAUUCGGUUUGGAAAAUGCUGGGAUAAAAAUGGUUUCCCAAUUUCCCCUUUGUUCAAUGCAUUUGAUUUAUCUGGGUGUUCUUAGAACAUUAGGAGUGUUGUGGAGCACACCAAAAUCUCAGCAUUUCAAACUUUCAACAAAAAAUCGUAAGAAAAUGAAUGCCCUUCACUUGAGCUUGACAAAAAAUGUACCCAUGGAAUUUUCCCGGAAGCCUGAUGAUUUUCGUUAUGUAAAGAAAUGGAAGGCUACUCAAUGUCGUCAACUGCUGUUGUAUACGGGAAUGGUAGUGCUAAAAGAUGUUCUGGAUAAAGAUCAUUAUGCCCAUUUUCUGUUGCUAUCAGUGGCGGUGAGAAUUCUGUCAUCAGAAGCUUUUGUUUCGAAUGUACAAAUCAUCGAUCAGGCAAAUGAAAUGCUGCAGGUUUUUGUAAAAUAUUAUCCGAAAAUGUACGGGGUGGACCAAGUGGUAUAUAAUGUCCACAAUCUCCUUCACCUAACGGAUUGUGUGCAUGAAUACGGAGUUUUGGAAAACUUCUCGGCCUUUCCCUUUGAGAAUUUUCUCCAAAUUUUGAAAAAGAAAAUCAAUCCAUGUGCCCCAGUCAUUCCGCAAGUUCUUAAUCGAAUUGAAGAAGAAAAACUUUUAAAUUCUUUGAAUAACAAUCUCAAUUAUCUUUUCACAGAUAGAUUCCACUUGAAGGCAAAUAUAUUGGGCUGCAACUUCAUGUACAAGACAUGCAAAUUCAAUCAACUGGAGUUCAGGACAAAUGAUGCAGAUCGCUACUGCGUUCUGAAAGAUCAGACAAUCAUUAAAAUCCAAGGAUUCGGGCACUUUAACGAGACGCCCGGAUUUUUUGGGAGAUCCUUCAGAAAGAAGGAAAAUUUUUUCAAAUCUCCUGUCGAAUCUCGAAUCCUUGGAAUUUUUUUGAUUUCAGAUUUGUCUCCCAAUGUGGAAUUUUGGGUGUUGAGUACAAUCCAUUCUAAAUUGUUCCGAAUUCCAUAUGGAAAUGCAAGUGUUGUCAUUCCACUGCUUCAUACAAGAGAGGUUCCUAGCAGGAAGACAAUUAAUGAGUGUUCUUCUUACCCGAUUAAUUCAUCGUUCUUCGAUUCGCCGGAUGCUGAACUUGACAACAUCCCUAUAAUGCAAGGCGAAAUUGAGCAAGAACGCGAAAUUGAGCAACAAGGCGGAAUUGAUCAAGCCUCCAUGGAGAGUUCAGCGAGAGCGGAUUCGAAUCGCCACGAAGAAAGGCUGUCGCGCAUUGAAAAGACGAUGGAGGAUAUGAGCAAAAAGAUUGAGAUCAUAUAUAAGCAUAUCCUUAAGGAGAAAUUAAAUUCGAAAAUGAGGCAGGAAGUCCUUAAAGCCCUACCCAUAGACAGUGUGGACGCAUUGAAGGCUUUCGAAUCAAAGUUGAAGAAGAAGGAAUUUUCUGAAGAGUUUGCUUCCAUCGCAGGCUCAAUGCAGCUAAGAGACUUCCUGAAGGAUAAGGUGGUCAAAACGAUGAACCUAAAAGGUUCACAUGAUAAGGAAGCCCUAAAAAAUUAUGGAUUUUACAAAAUCUGGAAAAAUGCCAGUGGCAUUUCCCGAAAGGACUUCAAGAAGAUGGUGAGAUGCCAAAUACAGGCAUCUCACAGCCGCAUCUACGCCAAGGAGCGGCGUCUGAAAAUGAAGUCAAAGGGGCGUCCGGUGAUCGAGUCUGACAGCGAGGAGGACAGUUAAAUUCUUCUCAUUUAUUUUUCGGACCUCAAUUAUUUUUCUUAGUUUUUUCAUUAAGUUCCCAUAGUUAAGGCAUUAAUAUGAAUUGCAAUUACUUAGCAUUCGUUUUUUGUGUAAAAUUUCAACUCCCUAGAUUUAUUUGUUCUAACAUAUUUCAAAUGAUAUGAAUUAUAAGUUAAUUUUUAGAUAAAUCUUAUUCAUUUUACCUAAUUAAAAUUUUAAAAAAAUCGCUAUGAAAUGGGGUAUAAAAAAUGCGUAAAGAAUGUGAAAUGCAACCUAAAGUAAAUUAUAUAACACAAUGUUCUAUAAAUGAAAAAAAAAAUAAAAUUGGGAAACUUAUUCUUUAAUGUAAAAAAUUAAAAUAUAUCUAUAUAAUAAAAAAAAGUAUUUAAUUACAAA